Molecule: messenger RNA, 2845 nt
Organism: Octopus sinensis (East Asian common octopus)
Lineage: Eukaryota; Metazoa; Mollusca; Cephalopoda; Octopoda; Octopodidae
Product: dolichol kinase
Exons: 13
Coding region: 227-1735 (502 amino acids)
Biological process (GO): dolichyl monophosphate biosynthetic process
Cellular component (GO): endoplasmic reticulum membrane
Molecular function (GO): dolichol kinase activity
Source: RefSeq, a predicted model, not a curated record
UCCAACAGACCUUGAUGGAACUUGACACGUGUGGAGGCUUAUUGCCAUUCGGUCACUUAUGUACUAGGAAGUCUUUUAAAAAUCGAUUUUUAAUCAGCAUCGAUUUGUCAUAAAUCGUAAAAUUUCGGCUCUUUCCGCACUAGCCAUCGUGACAUCAAUUUGACGAAAAAUGCUUCAUGGGUAUAAACAGACAGCUUAUUAAAGAUAAUCUUCUCAUUUUCUGGCAAUGGACAUCAGCUCAAAAUUAGAAGCAUCUGUGGUCGGUGCAGGCUGUGUGUAUGUGCUAUAUUCUGUGCAGUCGUUUGUGAACAGUUACAUCCUCCUGUUUCAUUCAGCUGCAUUUUGCUGGUCAGUUUACACAGAAUGGAAAUGGCAGUGUCAGACAUUUCUCAUUUCCGAGACAUUUUGCAGACCACGGGCCAGGUGUUCGGUGUGGUCAGUCCUGCUCUUCCCCCUUUGUUUGUUGUCACGGAUUCGGUCAUCCAGUUUUUCAACAUAUGAAGACGCUUUGUAUCAAAGUUACAUUCUGGUUUUGAAUCCAUUGUAUCUGGCAUAUCGGAUUCUUGAAAGACCAACGCAUUUCCCGGACUCUCGUGCAAAGGAGAUCUUCCUCGAUGCAGUCUUUGGUGUCGCUAUACCAUUGUGGAUGGAAAAAGGCUGGUUGGACUCUUUUGCUUUUGGCAUGAUGCUGGUUGCUCACCUUUAUCUCAUGAGAAAGAUGCUGCUGCUCUUACCAAAGACAUUUACUUAUGGAGAACUGGUCCUUGUUUCCCAACUUAUACAAUAUUUUGUUCACAACAAUGCCCUGUUGGUAAUAAAGAAAAUGACUGCAGGAAUUCAUGUUUUAGACAUGGAAGUUAUAAUUGCCACUGUGGUUCUUACUCUGGCCAUUUCCGCAGCUAUUUUCCAUAAUUCAAAGGUUUCUCCAAUCAAAUUCUAUGUGACAUACGGUCUGCUAGCAAAUGCUAUAAUAAUCUUUUGGAUAAUGCUGUUGCACCCAUUUAGUUUUGAGAAGUUGGUCCAUUAUGUGAGUAGAAACCAGAUCUACCUAUUGAGUUAUUGGGUUUUAUGGUCAGUUAUGGCCAUUGCAGUGGUCAUUUACUUCAACAAACACAAAAACAGAAUACAUUAUGAUGUACGCAAAUAUUUUCAUGUGAUUAUGGUUGCUGUUUACCUGCCUGGCUUGCUAUUGGAACCUAUGAUGCUGGCCUUGGCAGCGUGGUGUGCCUUUGCUCUUCUUUUUCUGCUGGAGCAAUUCCGAAUGUACAAAAUUCCACCUUUAUCUUCAUCCCUGGAAUCGAGUCUGUCUUUAUUUUUGGACGAGAAAGACAGUGGUCCAAUGCUGGUCAGUCAUAUAUACCUGUUGGUUGGAUUCUCAGUUCCAGUUUGGCUGUCAACCGAUGCUGGACAUUUCCUCACUUCUGAAGACUAUGUCAGCUGCUUUUCUGGUUUGUUGACCCUUGGUGUUGGAGACAGUGCUGCAUCAGUUGUCGGGAUCAGAUUUGGUAAAACAAAACUUCCUGGUAAUUCCAGAAAAUCCGUGGAAGGGACUUUGGCCUCAAUCGUUGCCCAGAUCAUAGGCGUUGGGUGCUUGAAUUACUUUGUUUCAGUUCCGCUCACUCCAAGAAUCCUCUUCACACUCUCGUUGGCAUCGUUCUAUGAAGCUUUCACCGACCAAAUCGACAAUCUAACCUUGCCGCUCUUCACUUAUUCACUUUUACGCCUUUCGUCAUGACGAUGAUGAUGAUGAAUCAAUGACUCAUCGUUAUAUAAGCAGGGUUGUUCAUCUCUGGUCUUUCAUAAAAAACAUGUCUGGCCAUGGAAGAAUAUUACCUUGCUUCAAAACGAGACUUGGUGACAGGGGCAGGCAUGAACAAAUUCCAUCUGACCCCUGCAAGCGUCGAAAAGUGAUCUUUAAAUGAUGAUGAUGAUGAUGAUGAUGAUGGCACACACACACACACACACAUUAAUGUCAAGUAUUGCAAGGAGUUCCACUUCAAUGUUUACAGCUUAAAAUAACCUCAUUGAUUCUAUUACGACUAAAUUACUAGCACUCAGUGACACUUGUACUUUCACGCAGAUACGCUGACAUGCAUAGUCACACACACACACGCACACACACAUACACACACAUCCAUGUUCUUAUCUACAGCUCUACCUCACGUCCACACUAAUAAUUAUCCAUGUUAGCUCCUCAUGGACACUCCCUUCUAUGUAUACUUAUGAAUAAAUAUUAGUUUUAUUAUAAUCAUCAUCAUCAUUGUCAUCAAUUUUAACAUCUAUUUUUUGAUGCUGGCAUGGGUUGGAAGGAGUUCAUUUCAGGCAUAUGUUUCUACAGCUGGAUUCCCUUCCUGUUGCCAACCCACACCAAUAUGCAAACAAAGGAAUAUUACCCCAUGGCCAGACAUGUUUUCACAGAAGAUUGGAAAAGAACGACACUGCUUCCUUAACAUUUGCAAUUGCCAUGUAUUAUCAACAGACACACACAAAGCAGGCUUCUUUCAGUUUCUAUCAACCACAUCCAUCCACAACACUUUGAUCAUCCUGGGGCAAUUGUACAAGUCACUUGCCCAAGGUGCCAUGCAGUGAAACGACCUAGAACCAUGAGUUCAGAAAGCAAACUUCUUACCCCACAUCAUAUUUUGAUGAAUAACUGACACAGCUUAAAAUAAUGACAUUCCAUCUGAUAAUGUUUAAUCAAAUAAUGGUUAAUGACUCAUGUGAUAUUUCCUUUUGUAAAUUGAUAUCAGGUUAUUAAUUAAAUUUCUAUAUUUUUUACUUCGUUAAAAACAUCAUCAAGCAAUGAAAUUGUUAUAAUGUUUUGAAAUAAAUAAGUUUUUGUAAC